Molecule: messenger RNA, 2111 nt
Organism: Paecilomyces variotii
Lineage: Eukaryota; Fungi; Ascomycota; Eurotiomycetes; Eurotiales; Thermoascaceae
Product: 2,4-dichlorophenol 6-monooxygenase
Exons: 1
Coding region: 91-1938 (615 amino acids)
Molecular function (GO): FAD binding
Source: RefSeq, a predicted model, not a curated record
GUUAAAUAGUAUGGUGGUGAGGAAGAAAAUGCCUAGACAAAGAUACUCUACUAUAUAGUCCUGUCUUGUUCUACGGAAUAAGGAAAGACCAUGUCACAAACAGUAUAUCCAGUAGCCAUCAUCGGCGGCGGACCUGUCGGCCUCGCGACCUCCAUCUCCCUCUCCUCCCGAGAUAUCCCACACGUACUGUUUGAGCGGUACUACUCCACGUCGAUCCAUCCCAAGGCAGUCGGUCUGAAUCAGCGCAGUGUCGAAUUCUUCCGGUCUCUAGGCAUCGAGGAGGACGUCAAGCGUAUUCGAGCACCGGCGGACUCCUUCCGUAGUACAGCGUGGUACACGAGUUUGGGACCCGAUGGACGUCAGAUCUUCAAGCGAAAUGAAUGUGGUGGUGGCAGAUAUGCCGAGGAGUAUAAACGAGCUAGUCCGUGCGAUUAUACCAUCUUGCCGCAGAUACGACUAGAGCCUAUUCUGCAUAAGCGUGCGAAGGAACUGAAUCCCGAAGGAAUUAUCAAUGGGGCGACAGUCGUGGGAAUUGAAGAGGGUAAUGACGCAGUGAAGUUGCGGGUGCGGUAUGGGAGGAAUCAAAUUGAUGGCGGAGACGAUGAGGGAAAGGAAGAAAGUGUCGAAGCACGAUACGUUGUCGCUGCUGAUGGCGGAAAGAUGGCUGCUGAGGCACUGGGGAUCAAGAUGGAGGGAGAAAGAGAUAUUGUUGACAUGGUGUCAGCUCAUAUCAGAGCUCCUAUUAGUCGAUACCAUCCAGAUCCCGAUGUCCUGAUUUCAUGGUUCAUCGAUCCUAGCCUGGGAGGUAGCAUCAGUACCGGAUUUCUAUACCAUGUUGGCCCGUACCCCAUGGAGCCAAACACGGAAGAAUGGAUGUUCGCCUGCGCUCUGAACCCUAGUGAUCCGCAGAAAUUUGGGACAGAGGACAUGAUCAAGCGGAUACAUCGGACGCUUAAGAUUCCGAAGCUGGAAAUCGAGCUGAAGAGCGUGAGCCACUGGUUCGUGAACUCGAUCGUGGCAGAGAGGUUCAGGAGCAGGGGAGGCAGGGUCUUCCUCGCAGGGGACACUGCUCAUAGGAUCCCUCCAUGGGGUGCUCUAGGUCUAAAUACGGGUUUGCAGGAUGUCCAGAACCUGGCUUGGAAGCUGGCAAUGGCCGUGAAGACUAGCAAAUCUGAGGAAGGGAAAUACGAUGCAUUGUUGAAUUCCUACGAGGAAGAACGCCGACCUAUUGCUCUACGAGUCGCUCACUCCAGUCUGACCAACCUUCGAAACCAUAGUCUAGUCAUGGAUCGUGCUCUGGGAAUACUUCCAGAUGCUGCGCCAGAGGAUAAUAUAAAAUCAGUAGCUGCCUUCUUGGACAAGGCAGACCCAGGAGGAGACAAGCUUCGUGAUGCCGUGGAGAAAGCCCAGGAGAUCCUCGAUACAGAGUUCCAUGCCCCCGGCGCAGAGAUAGGAUGGUUCUAUCCUAGUCUCGACAUAUAUGGAGAAGGCGCAAAGAGUCACCACGGCGGCCAGACUACGGAAAGGGGCGACAUGGUCGUAACGGAGUAUUUCCCGUCCGCUCUUCCAGGCCAUCAUGUGCCUCACGCAUGGCUCAAGCGAGGGGCGAAGCAAAUAUCAACCUGGGAUCUCCUGGAUACCGAGAAAUGCGUCCUCAUCUCCAUGGCAGAGGAGCCCUGGACGGAACUCCACAGCGAUCUGGUGAAGAUCGAGACUAUCGAGCCCACAGCAGACUUGGAUAUGGACAGGGAUUGGUUUCGCCUAUGUGGAAUCGAUUCUUCAGGAGCUGUUCUUGUCCGUCCAGACGGUAUAGUUCUUUGGAGGUGUAAGGACGCUGGGAACGUUUCAGAAAUAGCGUCGUCUGAAAUCUUUGAUGACCUUAUACGGCAUCUUUUGAAGCUUCCUGCCAGGGAAAGACAUGAAGCUUCCAGCAUUUGAGUGCCACGCAUAUAUCACAUGUGUGAUCUCCAAGUGCCUAGGCACUUCCUAUACACUGAGUCAUAGAAUUCCCGUCAUCAGGACGUUCCUAUCGAGGGUGGCGUGUGCCUCCGUCUCGAAAUGCUAGAGACUGUGAUACUUCGAAUACAAGAGGGCGCCACGCGUAACUGGUU